Messenger RNA from Notolabrus celidotus (New Zealand spotty), 2740 nucleotides. RefSeq lists its product as uncharacterized. Gene Ontology annotation, molecular function: nucleic acid binding; zinc ion binding. Bases 853 to 2547 code for a protein of 564 amino acids. The transcript is spliced from 2 exons. NCBI's taxonomy places the organism in Eukaryota, Metazoa, Chordata, Actinopteri, Labriformes, Labridae. The record is from RefSeq and is a predicted model, not a curated record.
CAUAAAAGUAGAUGGGUAUUAAAGGGUUAACUCCUCGCGAGUCACCCUGUUUGAUCAUCAGCGCACCCUGUAGCUCGACCGGUGAGAGAGAAACGCCCCUAAAAAAACACAGAUCCUGCCGAGAGUGAAAGGUGUGAAGUGUGUGAUGCAGAGCUUAAAACUUUGUAUGAUAAUCACGAUAAUAUAAGUGCAUAAACAAGUUAAAUCCUAGCUAGACUGUCGGUCUGGUUCUGGACGGGUUUCUAACUGGUGUCACGGACGCAGGAUUUUGUUGUUUCCUUUGAAGCUCCGAUUGGUUUUUGAGGACCCUGGAUUGUGGCUUAGAGUACUAUACUCUUUGCUGGAAACUGAUGGCGAGCCAGUCCCAACGUCGAGACAUCCCAAAGACAGCCUGAACGCAGUGUGGCCAGCUGCGUCAGAUUCGUCCAACAGGAUCAGAGAUUCCAGAUUCCAGAUAAGGAAUAAUCAUCAUCACAUGCACUUUAUUCUACCCGGGUAGAGAGAGACAUUUAAGACUAAACCCAGACUAAAGACAUUUAUAUUUUUCUAUAUUUUGUUUUUGGUACAGAGCUCAUUUAUUUUUGGGGAAAACUUUAUAUUGUUGUAACCUGCAAGGCAAAUGUUUGCUACACUGUAAAUAAAUCUGCCAACUGUUAUUACCACUUAACCUUCUCCUUUCAUAUUUACUCCUCAGAACCUAGGUAAAUACUGUAGCUUCUUGGCCUUAAUUGAACACAAGUGCUACAUAAAUUUGGCGAGCCAGCCAGGAGCAGUUUGAAAUUUCAUAAAUACAGUUUGGCAGUUUUAUCAAAAACUUCACUGUUGCAAACAUUGCACUUACUUACCUGCAUUAUGGAUGUUGUAGAGUCUCAAGGUAUUAAGGUACCAAAUUCAGUUCUUAUCAGUGGGUUAGCUGGUACAGAGGUAGAUGAAGAGGUGAUCGAGUUCUUGAAGACAUAUGGGUCAAUUUCAAGAGUAGUGAAGGUUGACAGUUCUGACCCUGAGUUUAAGAACACAGCAAUAGUUGAGUUUCAGUUCGGCACAGCUAUUGAAGCACUCCAAGAUGAAUUACCACUUCGCAAAGCCACCUCUAACCCUAGCAUUACCCAUGAUAUUCAACUUUUGUCUACACUAUACAGUACUAAGCUAACCUCUAGCCUAACUCAGUCCUACUUAACUGACUUAAAGGGAGUUGCAAAGGUUAGUGGUGCGGACUAUGAGCGGAUACUGCUAGAAGAGCUAUCCAAAAUUCAGAAAUCAACAGAGAGUAAGGGCAUAGCUCCAUUUGAGGAGCCUACAGAGGCUCAAACCCCCCUUUUUGUCUCUGAUACAGAGGUUGUAGCCUCCUUGGAUCCUGUUCCAGCCCAGAUCAGUCAGGUCGAUUACUCGGUCAGCUCUAAAAGUGACAUCCCACCACCUACUUUAAAUCAGGGCUUUAAAGCCUCACCUGCUGCUGAGAGACCCGACUGCUGCUUGUCAACUGAACAGAUCAGUACCCCUGAAGUCCAAAGAGUGGUGGUUGAACACAUUGUGAAAAGCCAGUCUCAAGCAUACCAAGGCUCCUCUAAGUUCAGACCAUUCUCCGGGAAAAAUCCAUGUCCUAACCUGGAAGUUGACUAUGAAACCUGGCGUAGUAAUGUCGACUUCUAUCUUGCAGAUCCCACUGUCCCUGAGAGACAAGUGGUACGGAAAAUCAUAGAGAGCCUUUUGGCCCCUGCUGCCAACAUUGUGAAACAUCUUGGGCCUCUUUCACGCCCCUUGGAUUUCUUGAGCCUCCUUGAUUCGGCUUAUGGUACCGUGGAUGAUGUUGAUGAACUAUUCGCGAAAUAUCUGAACACCAAUCAAAAUGCAGGUGAAAAGCCCUCUGUGUAUUUACAUCGCCUGCAGUCCACGUUGAGCAAGGUUGUAAAAGGAGGUGGUAUUGCAGCCAGUGACUCUGACCGCCAACUGCUAAAACAGUUUUGUAGGGGUUGCUGGAACAACAGUUUAAUCACCAGUCUCCAGCUGGAGCAAAAGAAAUCCAACCCACCCCCAUUUUCUGAGCUGUUGCUGUUGCUGCGAACUGAGGAGGAUAAGCAAGCUGCAAAAUCCAACCGCAUGAAGCAGCACCUUGGAUUCUCGAAGUUAAAGGUUCAGUCCAACCCACAAAGUGUGUACUCAGACACAGGUAUGUCAGCUGAUGAUGAUGACACAACCCUUGGAGUGACAAUGAAGCUACAGAAGCAAGUUGCCCGACUCCAAGCGCAGUUGACCACCCUGAAAGCCAGUAUGGAUGAACCUUUAAACAGAACAACUCCUACUAAGGCACCAAAAGCAAAGAAAGGUAAACCAAAAGAAACAGCAAAGAGCCUUCCACAGUCCAGUGCUAAUUUUGGUAAGAGUAACAGGAGACCUCGUCCCUGGUACUGUUUCAACUGUGGUGAAGAUGGGCAUAUAGCCCCAUCGUGCACCAAUGACCCCAACCCUGAUGUUGUGGAAGCUAAACGAAAAGAACUAAAGGAAAAGCAAAGAUCCUGGGACGAACAAAACACAUCAGAUUUAAACUAAGUUCUGUUCCAGUUGAGGGACAAACUGGAACACGCAUUAAUGUCAGUCCCAAACUUAAAGCUGCAUUGAAGACACAAUCUCAUUCACCCAACUCAAAGCACAAAAUACCUAAAGGGUUAGUUGGUAGGAAAUGCACAGUUAAUGUCACUGUAGCUGGAGUGAACUGCAACUCUUUGUUGGACACUGGGUCUCA